Messenger RNA from Lytechinus pictus (painted urchin), 5607 nucleotides. Its product is annotated as pyridoxine-5'-phosphate oxidase-like. The transcript has 8 exons. The record is from RefSeq and is a predicted model, not a curated record. The coding region runs from base 388 to 1233 and encodes 281 amino acids. Gene Ontology annotation, biological process: pyridoxine biosynthetic process; pyridoxal 5'-phosphate biosynthetic process. Lineage: Eukaryota; Metazoa; Echinodermata; Echinoidea; Temnopleuroida; Toxopneustidae. Gene Ontology annotation, molecular function: FMN binding; pyridoxamine phosphate oxidase activity.
ACGAUAAGAUAAAUCCAUUCUCUUUUGAUCUCGAUUUCAGUUGAGGGGUAAACUUGAUUGAUAUUUUCCCUUUCCCCAAAAUAUUGAUAUAAUAAAAGAUCAUGUCGUUUUACUAAUAUAAUCUGAUAACGUAAAUGUUUAAAAGCAUUCCAUUGCAUAUAAAUGAGAUGAAAUUUCAAAACCACUUGGUUAAAUUAAAAAAUCUAAGAUUAUCUGAAAUUUAUUCUCCCCCUUCUUGAUAUUAGAACAGUCCUUAUCGGAUUGCAUAAUAUUUUAUUACAUCACCGGUGAGAUCUCCAUCCCUGUUCCUUCUCCUUUGGAUACCAAGUUCCACCAAAGAAACCGUGGCAUCUGCAUUUCCUCAAAGACUUAGUAGGGAUAACAUUCAUGGUGAUCUCUAGCUCAAGAAGCCUUGUCUCUCUUCUACGAGCCAACAAAGCAUUCCCUCUCUGCACCUCAAAGGUUCUAGGAUCUCUUCAUCGCUUGCAGUGCACAUCAUCCGACGACACCAUGUCCGUGGAUCGUAAUGGCAUCGACGUCGGAGCUAUGAGGAAAUCCUACAAGGCUGGACACCAAGCAUUUGUUAAAGAUGAUCUGAGCUCUCGGGAUCCGAUGACUCAGUUUACAAAGUGGUUCAAGGAGGCGUGUGAAGCAACCGAAAAUUCCAAGACAGAAGCAAAUGCCAUGACAAUUGCUACAGCUACCAAAGAUGGUCGGCCAUCAGCGAGAAUGGUACUAUUGAAGGGAUAUGAUAAAACAGGAUUCAGAUUUUUCACCAACUAUGAAAGCAGAAAAGGCAAAGAAUUGGCUGAGAAUCCCUUUGCAGCUUUGGUGUUCUACUGGGAUUUUCAAAGUAGAUCAAUUCGUAUUGAAGGGCCUGUUGUGAAGCUGACCGCCGAAGAAUCAACCGAGUACUUCCAUUCCCGUCCGAAGACCAGUCAGAUCGGUGCUGUUGUCAGCAAUCAGAGUAGACCCAUAGAAGAUAGAAAUAUCCUGACUAACAAAGAUGCUGAGCUGAAAGAGCAAUAUAAAGACGAGUCUACUGUUAUUCCUAGGCCCGACUAUUGGGGUGGUUUCAAAGUGAUUCCUGAGAUGAUUGAAUUCUGGCAGGGACAGAGCAAUCGACUUCACGACAGGAUCGUGUUCCGUAAGCCAAGAAAGGGAGAAAUCGUAGACGGAAAGCUGGUUCACCAGGGAGAGAAUGGCUGGGUCUAUGAGCGACUUUCACCAUGAAUACCUCCAAUUAAAAUGUCAUGUUGAACAUGUGCUUCUCUCAAAUCACUGACAGGGAAGUGUAUCAGCUUCAUGGGUGGUUUCAAUAUGUUGUUGAUUUGUCGAAUACUGGUGUUAUAGAGGUGUCUGUGUUGGUGCCAAAUAAACACUGGCCAAAACACCUGAAUUACAGUAAGCCCGGUGUGAGGAUUAAAGUAAAUCAGUAAUGUUUUCAAAUUUAAAGUCAGUUUAGGUGUUCAACUCAGCACCCCUAUUCAUGCUUUCAACACUAAUCACAACCCCCAACAGCUUACUGACAAUAAAGCAUUGGGAGAUUUCAAAUGAGGUGUUGAAUUCUGAUUUUAGUGUUGGGCAAAAUAAACACCAGUCCCAACACCAAACCUGAUGCGAGGCUCAUGCUGAGAUUAACACUAUCAAAUGUUGAGCUCUCUGUAUUGUGGCUUGUUUAUAUUUUAUGCCCAAAAGUCAUUUUUGGGGCUCAUUUAAGGCUUCUUCACGCUCUUGGCUCUAAAACUUUCUCCCAACACCAUACUUGAAAUCACCCAUUAGAUUGGAAGGCACAGACUUGCUCUUUCAUAUAUCCACUGCCACAACAGGGUUCUCAAUUCCAAAUACCUUUCAUUUGUGUUGUGAAACAAGUAGGCUUCAAUGGAGCGAGUGCCAUGGGCAUACUGUGUUGUGGGUAUGUGCACUAAACAAUAAUUCAAUAUUGUUAUCAUUGUUAGAUUUAAAAAAGAAAUCAAAUGAAUCAAGAUGGAAGAAAUGUGAUGACAACAAUUGUAGAGUUGAAUAGUCUCUGUAUGGUGUAUACUAGUAUCUAUUUCUUUGAUCUUGUUGUUAUGGACAUAAUUCAUCUUGCCGUAUAAUUACAUUUUCCAACAGAGGUAUGAACACCAAGAUUGUGUAACCAUAGAUUGAUCAAAGAGUUGAAAUAAAAAUCUCAAUUUAAUGGCAAUUGUCAUUAAAAAAAAAAAGCAAAAUAGACAUGAUAGCAGACCAGACCUUGUUUAAAGGGUUUGAAGUUCUUGAAUUUGUACUAAUUGGAGUUUGUUUAGUUUAUGUACUCUAGAUUGGAUAUAUUUGUGUUUCAUAAAAUGAUUACUGUAUGCAUAGUACUGAGUAGUGAUUAUUUUGAUCUAUCACAUGAGCAAUGAUAUUUCUCUGAAAGAGAGAAAAAAAAUCGUUAUUAAAGGAUGCAAAUUGUAAGUAUGAUAUAUUCUUAUAUGUUUCACAAUUUUUGAUCGAUUUUCAGGGAAUAAUUUUGCUGUACAAAUAUGAAUAGCAUAUUUGGUCAUAAGAGAAAAGCUCUCAACUAAGCAAUGUACAGUCCUAUGUAAAAAUAUGCUAUACAAAAGACUUUAUGCAUAGCAGUCUUUCAAAAAUGUGGAGCAAAUUACGCUGCGAUACCAGGAAAAUUAUUCCCUGAUUUUCACUUUGUUGAAACACAGCCUUUGUCAAAAUAGGUCACUCUAGCAAACGGACAAAUGAAUGAAAGUGAUAAAUGAGUAAGGUAAAGUAAUCAAAUUUUGUUUUUUUACCAACAAGGUGAGUUAUAUGCAACACUUGUCUAUCACUAAAUGGAAAUGUCCUAUUAAUACCCUAUAAUUAUUGGAGAGGAUAUUCAUAAUGUGAAGACCAUGCUCAGGGAUGUCAAGAUAUUUUUCAUUAAGACAGGGGUGGGGGAUUACCUGACCCACUCCUAUAGGAUGCUGUACAAAAUUCAAGGUGGGGGGGAGGGGGUGACAUAAAACUAUAGUUUGACAAUUAUUGUGUUGAUAAUUGGUCAAAACUACUUGAUGCUUUUAGUGUGGUUGUGUGAUCAGUGAGAAGUUGACGUAGAGCUUUCAUGAUUGCAAUUUGUAAGUUUGUUAGGGCAUGGCAAUGCAUCAUCAGCUAUUCUUUAUUUUCUCUUUAAAAGUGAUUUUUCUCACUUUAAAAGUGUGUGUAAUUUUUCAUUAUUUGUAUUGCUUAUUUCUCCUUUAUCUUUAUAUAAGUCACAUAUGUUCUACCAUUCCAUAAUAUGGAACUAAAAUGCAUAAUCAAGUUGUUUGUUAAUUACAUAUAAUGAUAAUAAUAAUUGGACUUAUAUAGCCCUUUAUUCAGAGCAUACAAAGCUAUUGUGUUUUAUAGCCUAUCAGACAUAGUAAAUGUCUUUGUUGAACUACAAUUUCAUAUACAUUAUGUAUUAUAAAUUGUUCUCUAUUGUAUUUCCAUCAUUGUAUUGUUUUACCAGUAUCAGUUUUGGUAGUCUUGGGACAUGUUAUGGGACAGUGAUUGUAAAUCUCGUUUCUUUUCUUGGACUCGGACGUUGAUGUUCUAGUUUCUAUGUCUGUCUCAAAGGGAAGAAAUGGCUCUGUAGUUGAGAGAGCACCAAGACACUGAAAAGAAGAACUCAAUUAUGAUGAGCUAAUCUCAAUGCCUUCAUUUAGUUCAUUCUGUCAGUUUUGGGGUGUCAUAAAUGUGUCUUCAGUCCAGGGAAAAAAAUCACAUGGAAGCUCGGGGAAAUUUUGCCCCCGAAAUGUUCAAAAGAGCCCUCAAAAAAAAAAAAAAAAAAAAAAAAAACCUAUGCACUGCAUUGUUGUACCUCAUCCAAUGUUGCAUAUUUAGGUAAAAGAAAGUAGAAAGGAGCGCCAGAAAAUAUAAGAGUUAGAUUUUGCCUGCUCUAGCCUCAUCUUAGUCUUGGCCGGACACAAGUCUGUCUUGUCUGGGUGUCUCUUGCUCGCCUAUGUCGGCAUCUGACCCAACAAUGACCCGUAUUAGAUGAAGUGUGCUUUCAAAAUUCUUUGCUAUCAUAUUCUUUCGAUAAAUGUAAUACCCGUUUUUGGUUCUUCCCUUUUUAGGAUAAAUUCUCUCAUACAUUUAUGUCUUGCAAUACAUCUGCCAGCCUCUCAGAUAUUUAUGUGAUCAGCCGCACCUGACGUGUUUUUUUUUUUCAUAUUACUUGUUUACGCUAUAUUGACCAUUUAUCUUGAACUGUUGUGUGUGAUGAAGUAAUUCUUCUAUUUUAAAAUUCUUCAUAUUUGUGUCUAUACUUGUUCUCGUUAAUAUAUAUUAUGAUAAGUGUUUAUACUUUGUCUAUUGUUGAUCUGUGAUGUGAAGACAAUUCCAAUCAUAUCACUGGUUAAGGCAAAUUAAUAGAGAGAAAAAAGGGAACAAAACAUUAAUAAGAGAAAAGUAACAGCAUUUGUAGCAAAACGUUUUAUCAUACAGGAAUGUUUUACAAUUGUAUGCGAAUGAGUGAGGAAAUGAUGGAAUUGGGACCCUUCUUACAUUUGUAUUAUAUUACAUGAAAUUAAUUCAUUCUUUGUGUAGUAAAGAUGGGUGUUGACAAUCUCAUACUUAUGAAAAAAUGAAUUACCUGUAGAAUCAAGAUCUUCCACAUUCCAUUCAGAGUCAAUUCAUACAUUUUUAGAAAAAAUUGUAAUGUAAUUUCAAAUUAUAAAAUAUAGAAGUCUUCCGUGGGCUUAUGGCAUCGAUCAUCAGGUUAUUCCCAUAUAGCCAUGUUCACCAUUUAUGUAGACAGAAUGAUCAUUAUGAUUCAAAUACAUUAUGUGAUGGGUUUUUCCUUUGCAAAUAAGAAACAAGACAUAGGUUUUGCUUUUUCUUGUGCAUUGAUAAUUGCAUCCAAGUGUAGAUCUCGUUGACAUUCAUAUUUUGUCAUGAUUUCACAAGUAUUUCAUCAAACACAUUCAUUUUCAUAUUUUUUGAAGCUCAUGUAAGAACUUUUUUCAUUGUUUCAGGUAUGUGACAAAGUACUAGUAUAUCAACAUCCGUUCAGUGUGGAAUUGGCCUUUCCAUUCUCAAAUGUUGUAAUAAUUCUAUUCAAAAGAAUUUAUGAGAACUUUGAUCAAUGCAACUUGCAUGUACCACUCUUGAUAUUUUGUCUCAUCAGCUCCCAUGGUAGCUAAAAGUGUUCAACACUCUAAAAUAAUUCAGUAUUGGUAUUAGGUGAGUGUGAAAUUAGAAACCAAAAAUGUAUAUAAACAAAUGUUUACUUAUAACCUUGAAGUAAUAUAUCCUUGUUAUACGUAUGGUAUUUUCGACACUGAAGGUCAUUUCAAAUUCAGUGUCCAGCUUUCUGGUGUUGGUGUUUGGCCAAUUUGUACACCGGAUUAAACACCAUACUUCAAUGAAGGUGGUGCUGAUGUCAAGUUGUCAAGCUAUCAGCAUUGUGAUUUAGUGUUAUGUUUGUCAACCCACAUCUGAUGUUACUGAGUGCUACGCUAGGUUCAGUGAUUCACUCUCUUUAUGUCAUUUUGUUAAUGGGGACAAAUUGGGAAACAAAUGAACAAACAAGACAGCUGUUAAAAGAUAUUGUAGAUUCAGACAAAUCUUUUUGAAUAAAUAUUGAUCCAUUUGGGUAGCAAAAAUGAA